Molecule: messenger RNA, 1776 nt
Organism: Nerophis lumbriciformis (worm pipefish)
Lineage: Eukaryota; Metazoa; Chordata; Actinopteri; Syngnathiformes; Syngnathidae
Source: RefSeq, a predicted model, not a curated record
UUAAGUCAUGGCAAAUAAUUCAAGAUGAGUUACGAUGGGCAGUCAUACAAGUAUGGUUCUGUGUACAACCAACUACGCCAAACAAAAGAACUGAUAGAUGCAGUCAUUACGGUCGAUAAAGUCGAGUUUCACAUCCACAAGAUCAUCCUGUGCAACUGCAGCCCAUACUUUGGAGCUCUCUUUCUACGCUGGUCCACCCCAAACCAGAGGAUCUACACCAUACAUGGUCUAACAGCUCCUUUAAUGCAGUUAUUCAUCGAUUUUGCAUACAACGGCUCCGUAUCUGUGACAGAGGACAUCGUACAGGACUUGCUGAUAGCAGCUGAUAAGUUCAAUGUUAUAGGCAUUGUUCGAACCUGCAGCAGAUUUCUGGCAGAGCAGCUCUGCCCAGACAAUUGCAUUGGCAUCUGGCAAUUCACCAAGAAUUGCUACUCUCCGGAAUUGGAGGACAAUGCUCACCAGUAUAUUUUAUACCACUUUGAGGAAGUUGUGAAUUCAAAAGAGUUGUGGCAAUUGUCCAUUCAGGACUUGUGUGACUUUCUUGACCGGGAUGACCUAAUUGUGAAAAAGGAGAAUACAGUUUAUGAGGCCAUACUUUACUGGAUUGCACAUGCACCUCGAGAGCGGGGAGAAUAUGUUGCUUUGCUCCUAGCAAAAGUUCGCCUCGCUCUGACCAGUCAAGAGUUCAUCACCAUCAACGUACUGACCAAUCAAUUGGUGCAGAACAGCAACGAAUGCCUUGAGAUGGUGGCUUUCGCUAUCAAAGUCGUACAUCACAUGACCACCAACGCUGUGUCUGGAUACUGCAACCUGGUUGCCCGUCCUCGCUUGCCUUCCACCAUCCUGAUGGCCAUCGGCGGUCGCACUGGCCGAAAUGCAGCACAUCGCAUCGAGGCGUACGAUGUGCACACCAACUGCUGGGGCUACCUAGUAGAUAACAUAGAUCAACCCCGUUCAUACUGUGGUGCCGUCUUUCUCAAUGACUCCAUUUACUGUCUGGGCGGCUUCGAUGGUGCGGAGCACUAUAACACUGUAAGCCGCUUUGACCUGAACACACGCACAUGGCAGGAAGUGGCACCUAUGCACUUCCGACGUUGCUAUGUGAGUGUCACAGUGCUUAAGGGGUGCAUCUAUGCAAUCGGAGGCCACGACGGACGUGUGAGACUAAAGACAGCAGAGUACUACUCUCCCGAGACAAACCAGUGGACUCUUAUCGCAAGCAUGAAUGAACUAAGGAGCGAUGCAAGCUGUACCACCCUUAAUGACAAGGUGUACAUUUGUGGCGGUUUUAAUGGAAAUGAGUUCUUGCAAACAGCAGAAUAUUACAGUCCAGAGACCAACGAGUGGACUGUGAUGCCUCCUAUGAGCAGCCGUCGCAGCGGGAACGGAGUCAUUGGCUUUGCCGAUCAUGUUUACGCAGUUGGCGGUUACGAUGGGGACGUCCGUUUGGCCAGUGCUGAGGCUUACAAUCCCCUUACCAACAACUGGAUUAUGUUGCCCCCUAUGGAAUGCCCCAGAAGCAACUUUGGCAUAGAGGUUGUUGAGGACCGCCUCAUCGUCGCUGGAGGUUACGACGGUGUCUCCUCAACCAAGCUGGUGGAGUUUUAUGAUCUCACCAGCGGUUUGUGGUCUCCGGCUAGUGACAUGGGGGUCUCCCGAAGUGGUUUGACUUGCUGUGUAAUGUCUGGACUUUGCAACAUAACACAAUAUGCAAUGCUCCGGAAUGAUCUCCCAUCACUAAUCUUUGAAGAUGAACUCCAGAAUAUGGAAGACUAA